UGAAGUAGGAGAAGCCCAAAGUGUUGCCAUUGUUGCACAGUAGUAGUAGCUAGAUCACAGAAGCUCAGUCUCAGAGCUUCUUUAUCUCACUCCGUUCCCCACACCACACACACAUUUCGCCACUCUGAGCUCCGCUUUCAAAAUUUUCAAUCCACAUAGUUUGAAAGAGAGAGAGAAAGAGAGAAGAUAUGGAAACUCACUCGGUUUCCAAGCUACUGAUCUUGCUUUUAAUGGUCUUGUAUCAUGGUUCUGAGCUGACACAAUGCAGUGUCACCUACGAUAAGAAGGCUAUUCUCAUCAAUGGCCAAAGAAGAAUUCUCAUCUCUGGUUCCAUUCACUAUCCCAGAAGCACUCCUGAAAUGUGGGAAGACCUUAUUCAGAAGGCUAAAGAUGGAGGCUUGGAUGUCAUAGACACUUAUGUGUUUUGGAAUGUUCAUGAACCUUCUCCUGGCAAUUAUAAUUUUGAGGGCAGGAAUGAUCUGGUACGGUUCAUUAAGACAGUGCAGAAAGUAGGGCUCUAUGCUCAUCUCCGCAUUGGACCUUAUGUUUGUGCAGAAUGGAAUUUUGGGGGAUUCCCUGUUUGGUUGAAGUAUGUUCCUGGUAUGAGCUUCAGAACAGAUAAUGAGCCUUUCAAGACGGCAAUGCAAGGGUUCACCCAGAAGAUUGUCCAGAUGAUGAAGAAUGAAAGGCUAUUUGCUUCGCAAGGCGGUCCCAUUAUCCUUUCUCAGAUUGAGAACGAGUAUGGGCCUGAAAGCAAGGCACUUGGAGCUGCUGGCCAUGCGUAUAUAAAUUGGGCGGCAAAGAUGGCUGUUGGAUUGAAUACAGGAGUCCCAUGGGUGAUGUGCAAGGAAGACGAUGCCCCAGACCCUGUGAUAAAUGCGUGUAACGGUUUUUACUGUGAUGCUUUCUCUCCCAAUAAAGGUUACAAACCUACCAUGUGGACUGAGGCUUGGAGUGGCUGGUUCACAGAGUUUGGUGGCACAAUUCACCAACGACCAGUUCAAGAUUUGGCAUUUGGUGUUGCUCGUUUCAUACAAAAGGGUGGCUCAUACAUAAACUACUACAUGUAUCACGGAGGAACAAACUUUGGACGCACUGCUGGAGGUCCAUUCAUUACAACAAGUUAUGACUAUGAUGCCCCAAUUGAUGAGUAUGGUUUGAUCAGGCAACCAAAAUAUGGUCAUUUGAAGGAGCUUCAUCGAGCUAUUAAGCUAUGUGAACAGGCUUUAGUUUCUUCAGAUCCUGUUGUUACUUCUUUAGGAACCUAUCAGCAGGCUCAUGUAUUCUCUUCAGGGAGAGGACGGUGUGCAGCUUUUCUUGCAAACUACCACACAACUUCUGCUGCUAGGAUACUAUUCAAUAACAUGCAUUACGAUUUGCCUCCUUGGUCAAUUAGCAUCCUUCCUGACUGCAGAAACGCUGUAUUUAAUACUGCAAGGGUGGGAGUUCAAACUUCACAGAUGCAAAUGUUGCCUACCGAUUCUGAAUUGCUCUCAUGGGAGACUUAUGGUGAAGAUAUUUCUUCUCUAGUGGACCAGUCAUCAAUGACAACUGUUGGACUCUUGGAGCAAGUAAAUGUUACCAGAGACUCGAGUGACUAUCUAUGGUACAUAACCAGUGUUGACGUUAAUCCGUCAGAAUCAUUUCUGCGAGGACAAAAGCCCACUCUUAGCGUGCAGUCAGCUGGGCAUGCUGUUCACGUAUUCAUCAAUGGGCAAUAUUCAGGGUCGACCUUUGGGACCAGGGAGCAGAGGCAAUUCACAUUUACUGGAUCCGUCAACCUGCAUGCUGGAACAAAUAAAAUUGCACUACUCAGUAUAGCUGUGGGAUUACCGAAUGUCGGAUUCCAUUAUGAGACAUGGAAAACAGGAAUCCUUGGUCCAGUGUUGCUACAUGGUCUUGACAAGGGGCAAAGAGACUUAUCAUGGCAGAAAUGGUCCUACCAGGUUGGCCUAAAAGGAGAGGCAAUGAAUUUGGUCUCUCCUAAUGGAGCCUCGUCUGUUGAUUGGAUCCGAGGAUCACUAGCUACGCAAAGCCAUCAGCCUCUGACAUGGUAUAAGGCUUAUAUCAAUGCACCUAAAGGAAAUGAGCCACUGGCUUUAGACAUGCGGAGCAUGGGAAAGGGUCAAGUGUGGAUCAAUGGACAGAGCAUAGGAAGAUACUGGAUGGCGUAUGCAAAAGGCGAUUGCAAUACUUGUAGCUACUCUGGGACAUUCAGGCCCACAAAAUGCCAACUUGGUUGUGACCAACCAACCCAAAGAUGGUAUCAUGUUCCAAGGUCCUGGUUAAAGCCAACACAAAAUUUGUUGGUAGUUUUUGAGGAACUUGGUGGGGAUGUAUCAAAGAUUUCUCUUGUGCGGAGAUCAGUGACACGUGUUUGUGCUGAUACAUCUGAGCACCACCCAACUAUUGAGAAUUUUAGUACUGAGGGCCAUGGUGAACCAAAAAUGCUUCACCAGGCCAAGGUUCACUUGCGCUGUGCAGCAGGAGAGUCCAUAUCAACUAUUAAAUUUGCAAGUUUUGGGACUCCUUCCGGAACUUGUGGAAGUUUCCAAAAGGGAACCUGCCAUGCACCAAACUCUCUUGAAGUUGUAAAAAAGAAAUGCAUGGGGCAGGAGAGUUGCUUGGUUACCAUAUCAAAUACUACCUUUGGGGCGGAUCCAUGUCCUGCCAUGUUGAAGCGAUUAUCAGUGGAAGCUACUUGUUCUUCAGCGAGUACAGGCACCGAAACCAAUUCAAGGAGAUGAGAACACUGUAAAAAGCAGGUAGAAACUUUCUGGUGAAAUUAUCAUAGCCUGCAUAUGACAAGAAGCAAUUAAGCGUGAAAUGAAGAACAAGAAUGGUAAUAUUACAGGAAAAGAACUUUCAAUAUCAUGAUUAAUGCGGGAUUCAACGAGUUACAUAUAGAUAGGGGUAUCUCAUCUAGGCAAUAUUUUUCCUUUUUCUGGAAAAUAUGCUUCUGCAAUUACUUUGUGGUGGAUGGGCAAGGUUCAGUAAGGGAUUGGUGACCAAAAAUUAUUCCUUGUUUUAUGCCAAGCUACAAAUAAUCUGUGAUUCUUUGGCGAUAUAAGAAAUUAUUUAUGGGUAGUAAAAGGUAAUAGUUAAGCACAAUUGGUAUUGAGUAUUAGUAAAAUAUAUGCUUCAAGAGCGAUUAUUGUGUAAAGACACAAGCGCUUCCACUGAAUUGUAAGUUACAUUUCACUUAUUAAUGUAUGAUACUACAUUGCCAUCUUAAA
This is a messenger RNA of Quercus robur (English oak), 3236 nucleotides long. Its product is annotated as beta-galactosidase 5-like. The coding region runs from base 189 to 2747 and encodes 852 amino acids. Gene Ontology annotation, cellular component: cell wall; vacuole. The record is from RefSeq and is a predicted model, not a curated record. The transcript is spliced from 19 exons. Lineage: Eukaryota; Viridiplantae; Streptophyta; Magnoliopsida; Fagales; Fagaceae. Gene Ontology annotation, biological process: carbohydrate metabolic process. Gene Ontology annotation, molecular function: beta-galactosidase activity; carbohydrate binding.